AUGUCGGCUGCCACGUCUCUGAGCCAGGCCGCUCUGGCAGCCACGGUGCUCGCCUCCACCGUGGGGACCUACGUCGCACUCUCUCCCCCGCACGUCGGCAAGGCGUCACCGCCGACAACAACUGGCGAUGCUCUCCAGCGGCUGCAUCUGGCCUCUCAGAACACCACCAACGCCGUCGUUGCCCCGCUGGGCCUGCUUUCCCUGCACACGGCCGGCUUGGCCCUUUGCUACCCGGCCGUGCUGCGGCAUCCUGGCGGCCGGCUUGCUUCUGUUGCAUCCGGAUGCAUCACCUGGUCGCCUGCCACGACUCUCUCGCUGGCCCUCAUCCUCUGUCUGGGCAUCCCGCUGCGUCUCUGCAGCUAUGCCUCGCUUGGCACCAGCUUUACUUUUGUCCUCGCGCAGCCGGACCGUCUGAUCACCACCGGCCUCUACCGCUACCUGCAGCAUCCCAGUUAUGUCGGCGUCCAGGUCCUCCUCGUCGGCAACGCCGCCCUUCUCUGCCGUACCGACGGCGUGCUCGCCUGCUGGAUCCCCCCGGCCUGGCAUCGCUCCGCCACCACGCUCGCCUGGACCCUGGCCACCGUCGCCGUCUCAGCCCUCGCCUGGGCCGGCCGCCUGCGGGUCCGGCAGGAAGAGCAGAUGCUGCGAGCCAAGUUCAGCGCCGACUGGGAAAAGUGGCAUGCUGCCACGGCACGCUUCAUACCAUUCCUCAUUUAG
This is a messenger RNA of Grosmannia clavigera kw1407, 717 nucleotides long. RefSeq names its product prenyl cysteine carboxyl methyltransferase ste14. The transcript has a single exon. The coding region runs from base 1 to 717 and encodes 238 amino acids. Gene Ontology annotation, molecular function: protein C-terminal S-isoprenylcysteine carboxyl O-methyltransferase activity. The record is from RefSeq and is a predicted model, not a curated record. Lineage: Eukaryota; Fungi; Ascomycota; Sordariomycetes; Ophiostomatales; Ophiostomataceae. Gene Ontology annotation, biological process: C-terminal protein methylation. Gene Ontology annotation, cellular component: membrane; endoplasmic reticulum.